This is a messenger RNA of Anthostomella pinea, 1455 nucleotides long. The record is from the annotation of a GenBank genome assembly. Lineage: Eukaryota; Fungi; Ascomycota; Sordariomycetes; Xylariales; Xylariaceae.
AUGACUCUGCUUGCUCGUAUCAAGGUCCACUCGCAGCAAAUCUGCGGUCUUGCUUGGUCCCCCAACGGCACGCAAUUUGCUACAGGAGGCAACGAUAACCUGUGCUGCCUUUUCGACGUUGACAAGGUCAUCGGCACCGAGGAAAAAGGUAGCCCUGAAGCAGAGCCGACGACAAGAUCUGAGACUGCCGCCACUGAGCCCCGCUCGCCACGCACUUCAGCAUCAAGUGAUGGAGCUGCACUCUCUCGUUCGGAGGAUGCCUCCGAACCUGGCAGUACCCGAAGCUCUGUGAAGUAUCUACCGGCAGGCUCAGCAAAGCACCGAUGGCGUCACGCCGCCGCCGUAAAAGCCAUCGCCUUCUGCCCGUGGCGCGAAGGCUUGAUCGCGACGGGUGGCGGCUCCAACGACAAAUGCAUCCACUUCUACCAUGCGUCUUCUGGUGCAGCACUGGCCACCAUCUCGGUCGCGGCCCAGGUCACGUCUCUGAUCUGGAGCACGACGCGGCGCGAGAUAGCGGCCACGUUUGGCUACGCACAGCCCGAUCAUCCGUAUCGGAUCGCCGACGGCGAACACCGCGCUCUGUACGCCAUUGCAUAUCCCGGCGGUCCGAGCGACACGUAUCGUACAAAGGAGAGAUUGAGAAGCCGCACGGCCGAGGAAGGUUGCAUCGUCGUGGCGAGCAGUGACGAGAGCGUCAAGUUCCACGAGGUCUGGAUGGCCGGGCGCAAGGCCACCACGCUGGGUAGCGGUGUGCUGGCCGGGAGUGACAUAUUGGAGAUGGGGGAGGGCAUUGAUAAGGAAGGCGACCCAUCUCCAGACAUCAUCGAGUUUUACCACCACCAGCCGCGGCCUCCUCCACAGCCGAGCGAUUCGUCCCAUCAGCGCGCCGACGAUGCAUUUGAAUACCAACCUUCUGAUGGCCAUGGUGAUGCUAGCCAGCUCGGUUUUGCAACGGUCUCUCCUCGACUGACUGGGUCAGGGGGUUACCUGGGUAAUCACACGUGCCUCACUCGGCAAGAAGGACUCAACAUAACCGCAAAAUAUGCCGAUCUCAUCGGAGCCUUCACCGUUGAGAAAGCAGAAGCCCUGCUAAGCGACGACUUCUCCGACACUAGCGAUUCGAUCAACACACUUUCGGGCAAACCACUCGGCAGCGCCACGUUCCCAACCAAAGACGACUUCAUCAGGGAGCAGUCCAACUUCCCGGCAAUCCCGCUGGACGUCAAGUCGGUGGAUGCCAUCACCUGCGACACGGUGGUCCUUCGAUGGACGCAGACUUUUGGCGAGAGUGCGCAGCCCGUGGCGGGCAUGACGGUCCUGGUCGCGUUCAAGGGCGGCGACGACGACGACGAUGACGACUGGAAGCUGAAGACGGUGUACACCGAGUUCAACAGUCUCAUCUACCUGCACGAUAUCGGAGGGAACUACACUUUACCCGCGUCGAUGGCCAGGUAG